Metarhizium brunneum ARSEF 3297 is the source of this 984-nucleotide messenger RNA. RefSeq lists its product as uncharacterized. Lineage: Eukaryota; Fungi; Ascomycota; Sordariomycetes; Hypocreales; Clavicipitaceae. The record is from RefSeq and is a predicted model, not a curated record.
AUGUCCAGACAACCCCGCCCCCAGGGAGCGUCUACGCAGCCGGCGGCGACUCGGCAGAACGAAUACUUCGUGCCGCGCGAUGGAAUCGAUCGUGAGGUCAUCUCGGCCGACAUCUGCCGCUACCUGGGCAAUGAUGCCUUGGUGCGGCCUGGUCAUUACGAGAACUCUCAAACCGGCCAGGUCGCUCAAGGAUACUACAUUACCGCCUACAGAAACCUAACAACUGCUAUGAUCGAAGACUUGAAGGCCGAUUCGGCGCGCUGGGAUAGUGAAAGGCGUGCGCAAACUUCGCGCAAUACCCCUGGAGGUAUCCAUGCCUCGAGAGAUGCCACUGGCGUUCCUGCGAGACCCUCAUCUAACUCACCAGCAGUCCAAUACCGCUACUCCGAGACUCACCAGUCUCGGCAACAUCAUGGGCCUACCGAGCCCCCUUCCUUCCAGCCGGAGCCGUAUCCCCGGGAAACCUAUGAUGCACCGAGAUACCCCGGAACUGGCGCUCCUGGAUAUACCGGUGCCUCUAACACAUACCAGCAACAGCCUCCACAACAGCCCUUUGGCGCCUCAAACGGCAAUGGCUUUAAUACCGGUUUCCCGCAGCCCCAACAGUCGCCGCCUCCGGACCCAAGGUACACUACUGCCCAGCCCGGAUCAAUGAUGCGUCCAGGCUAUCAACCGAACCAGGAUCCUCCAUACAUUGGCACUGGCGCCAAUUUGCCCCAAGCCGGUUAUCCCGUCUCCAGUGAUCCUUAUUCAAGCCGGAUGGGAACCUCUGCUGCCGCCCCUCAGCAGCCAGUUUAUUCCACAGUACCGCCGCCUCAACCUGGAUACCCAGCUCCCCAAUAUCAGUAUCAGGGCCAGGCUCCUCCUUCUGCCGCCGGUGGCCACUCGUACCCGGCUAUGCAACCCCAUGACCCGUUCUAUGGUCGAGGUGCGUCAAAGCAGAGAUCAUGCGAGCCCAGCUCGCCAAAAAGGCCCCGCGUCUAA